UCCAGUCGGUGGAGAGUCAGGAGACGAACAAACCUAGCGGUUGUUGAGGUGGCUCUGAUCGGCUAAUCACUCACCACUGACACGCUGUUUGAGCUCAUUGGAUGUAUUUUCCCUCUUGUAGUGAUCAGAGGCCUUCAUGUGUCGCCCAGUAAAAGAACAGAGUCAAAAGGUCGACAAACACACUCGUCAGUUUGACGAAGCUGCUAACGUUAGCGGUGUUUUAGUAGCCUGCUAACACUACUCCAACUUGGCUUGAAGAGUGCCUUGUAGGAUUGUUAGCUUUGUCCAGCUAACGUGCUAGCGCCUUGUAGAUUAGGUACCAACACCGACUGCUGCUGGUGGGAAACCAAGAAACGAAGAAGACGCAGCGUAUACCUCGUCGGAACAUCAAACUAGCGUUAGCUUCACCAAGCUCCAAAGGAUAUCAGGUUUGAAACACGACCAGAAGGAACCCCCGGAGAGGCCUGCUACAUUUGUCCGGCCACACAUUUCUGAGCCUCCCACCUUCCACCUCCACGGCCCCUGGCUCAUUUGGUGGCUCAGCAGGACUUCAAAGGGGAAGGUCUGUGGAGCGGAAGAUAACGCUGUAGCCCUGAGCACCAACCAGCCUCCCUCAGCUGACAGGAAAGAAGAGUUAAACCCAGAGAGGAGAAGAAGCAGUUUUGGCCUGAAGAAAGACAGACAGAGAGAACUCAUGUCAAGCCUUUCUCCUCCUCAGACAGCCUAGCGAAGGUGCAGGAGGUAGCAAGCUGGCUUUUGGAAAUGAACCAGGAUCUGCUGUCGGGGGGCAGCAGCAGCAGGCGGAGUCGGGGCCCGGGGGGUCCGGCGGUGCGAGGUAACGCCUCCUCCACGGCCAGGGCACCCCAGCAGGCGGCAGAAGAAGGGGACGAAGAUGAGCACAUGAACCGAGUUGUAGAGGAGCAAGAACAGCUGCAGCAAAGGCCUGAGGCUUCACAAGUUGAUGGAGAGAGAGAACAACCAUGGGCACCGAGCGAGUCAGGAGCCAGCAACGGCCCUCGGCGAAACGAGGAAGGGGAGGAAGACGAAGAGGGCCAGCCAAACGAAGUAAACGGCGGAGAGAAGGGAGCCCGGUGGAUGUGGGGGGCUGAGCAGAGGCGGCUCCGAGGUCAGCCGCUCGCUGAGGAGGACGAGGAGGAGGAAGAAGAGGAGGAGAACAAUAACAGCAGUGGUCAUCAGGAGGAGGAGGAGGAAACGGAGGAGAGGACAGAGGGAGGGGAGGAGCAAGGGAGGGAGGAGGAGGAGAGGGAAGAGGGAGAUGAAGAGGAGGAGGAGGAAGAGGAGGAGGAUGAGGAAGAGAUGGACCAAGACAGUGAUGACUUUGAACAUUCAGCAGAGAGCGGGAGGGAGGAGGAAGAGGAGGAGGAAGGAGAGGAAGGGCUGCGAUCUCCCUCACUAAGGAACAGUGUGUCUGCACCCAAUAACAACCUGGACUCGGGUUGUACGCACCAAAGCUCUUCCAACAAGAAGAUGAAGAGAAAGUUGGACCAUGGCCCCGAGGUCCGAUCUUUCCCUUCAGGAAAAAAGCCCUGCAAAGGCACAGAGUAUCCAAGCCCGGCAGGAAUCGUCCCGUGUCCAGCCACACCCACCACAUUUGGUCACAUCAGAACAGCCAAUGGUCAGGGGCAACAGAGACGGCGCAUCACCUCAAUUCAGCCACCUUCGGGUCUCCAAGAAUGGCUCCGAACAUUUCAGAGCUGGACUGGCCCCGAGAAGCUGCUGGCGCUGGAUGAGUUGAUUGACAGCUGUGAACCCACACAAGUCAAGCAUAUGAUGCAGGUGAUCGAGCCGCAGUUUCAGCGAGACUUCAUCUCCUUGCUCCCCAAAGAGCUGGCUUUGUAUGUGCUGUCAUUCCUGGAACCGAAGGACCUCCUCCAAGCAGCUCAGACGUGUCGCUACUGGCGCAUUCUGGCAGAAGACAACCUGCUGUGGAGGGAAAAAUGCAGGGAAGAGGGCAUUGAUGAGCCUCUGCCCCUCAAAAAGAGGAAAAUCGUCAAGCCUGGCUUCACUCAUAGUCCCUGGAAGAGUGCCUAUAUCAGGCAGCACAGAAUAGACACCAACUGGAGGAGAGGGGACCUCAAAUCACCCAAGGUGCUGAAAGGUCACGACGACCAUGUGAUCACCUGCCUCCAGUUCUGUGGCAACCGCAUUGUUAGCGGCUCCGAUGACAACACACUCAAAGUGUGGUCAGCCAUCACAGGAAAGUGUCUGCGGACGUUGGUGGGCCACACAGGAGGCGUGUGGUCAUCCCAGAUGAGAGACAACAUCAUCAUCAGUGGCUCCACCGACCGCACACUCAAGGUCUGGAAUGCAGAGACAGGAGAAUGUAUCCACACCCUCUACGGGCAUACCUCAACAGUACGCUGCAUGCACCUACAUGAGAAAAGGGUGGUCAGUGGCUCUCGUGACGCCACGCUGCGAGUCUGGGACAUUGAGACAGGUCAGUGUUUACAUGUUCUCAUGGGCCACGUGGCAGCAGUGCGCUGUGUCCAGUACGACGGCAGACGGGUGGUCAGCGGUGCCUAUGACUUCAUGGUCAAAGUGUGGGACCCCGAGACGGAGACCUGCCUCCACACGCUGCAGGGCCACACCAACAGAGUGUACUCAUUACAGUUCGAUGGGAUCCACGUGGUGAGCGGCUCAUUAGACACGUCUAUAAGGGUCUGGGAUGUGGAGACGGGAAACUGCAUCCACACGCUAACGGGGCACCAGUCCCUCACCAGUGGCAUGGAGCUCAAAGACAACAUCCUGGUCUCAGGCAACGCGGACUCCACUGUUAAGAUCUGGGACAUCAAGACAGGCCAGUGUCUGCAAACCCUGCAAGGUCCACACAAGCACCAGAGCGCUGUGACGUGCCUGCAAUUCAACAAGAACUUUGUCAUCACCAGUUCAGAUGACGGCACGGUUAAACUGUGGGACCUGAAGACGGGCGAGUUUAUCCGGAACCUGGUGACUCUGGAGAGCGGCGGCAGCGGCGGCGUGGUGUGGCGCAUCCGAGCCUCCAACACCAAGCUGGUGUGUGCGGUGGGGAGCCGCAACGGCACAGAGGAGACCAAGCUGCUGGUGCUGGACUUUGACGUGGACAUGAAGUGAGAGGAAGAACGGCGUGGCGGGGAAAGGACAAAGAGAAGAGAGCGAACCACAGAAGAAGAAGGAACGGGAAGAUGAGGCACCUGAAAACGCAAAGAGGGCCAAAACCCAGAACUCUUCACCCAAACGCGCAAAAUCUACAACCGAUCACCACCGACCCACGCACAGUGGGCUGUCCUGUCCUGUCCUCCACCAUCAUGUUUCCCGUCCCCCGUUGGGCAGAUGUUACUGACAAAGCCACAGACCCUCUCAUGUGUUCAGCCCCCGGACGUCCUCAGGUCUGAGGUGGAUUCGGAGGGCUACAGCUGGGGCAGUGGGGGUGGGGUGGGGGGGUACUACCGCUGUUUGUCCCGUGAUUGGCUGGGACAAGGAAGAGAGGAAGAACGACUGAUGGCAACUGAACUCUUUGAAGCGACUCCCCAGCCUUCGGGUUCAGCGGGGCUUCACUUCACACAGAGACUUGGUUUAGCUCAUGCCUGACAGAUUUUGAGAUGUACAGAGAUAUAUUAUUUUUUAAAGACCCACACACCUCCCCCUCCCCUCCCCUCCCCUCCCCCCCUCCAUCACCUGCUCAUGCCCACAAACACUUACACAUACACUCAGACGGCCAAGCGGAGAGUGGGAGAGUGGAAAACACACCACAGUACACGAGGGAUAAAAGGUGAAUUCCACACAGUUACACCUGAAGAGCUGCUUGUUGUAGAGGAGUGGAAGCAGGAAAGACGACGGAGGCUUCGGCCUGUAAUCAGGCUCAUUUCUUGUCACUCCAUUUCUGUUCUUAUUGUUCUCCACUCGUUUUUUUUCUGUAGUUUGAUUUCUUUACAGUAUCGCACACAAACACAACUGUGAAUUUCAAGACUUCUUUGAGUGUUUGGUUUAUCAUAUGAAAGGGGUUCUUCUUUUGUUGUUUUUUUUUUUUUUGUUUGUUUUUUUCUCUUUGCCGUUGCCAACAGCAACUGUUCCCAGUAUUAGAACCUGCUCUGUUUAGGUUUGCUGUCAUUAUGUCACAGGGUUUUUUUUUUUAAUCAGAGUUGUUUGUUCUUUCUUUCUGUUGUACACAUACCUGGGGUUUGGAGCUCCGUCUCCAUAAAAACAUCAAUGCUGUCCAGAAUUUUUCAGUCUAGCUGGGGUGGUUUCCUCAAUGCCGGUGCUGUGAUGAGAGGAAGUAAAGGUUCUUUGCUCAAAGCGCUGUGGAUUAUGGCCCCCCUGCCCCCCCCCUGCAGCCCCUUCCCUCUACCGUGUCCCCCCUGAGUGGCCAAACUGUAUUUAUGCUGCUAGAUGAAUGGAAAAAAAAGAGAUGGAACUUUUACUUGCUGUGACGUUUUAGUCCCAGGCGAAAUUCCAAAAUUGAACUCUAUAUGUUUGGACUUGAAGACAGAGAAAAAACAAAAGAUAACAUCCAACAUUUUUGAUUUAUUUUGUUUGUUUUUGCCACUGAAACUUGAGCCAAACGUGCCUCUACGAGGCUGAGAGGAGGGAGUGUGUCUGACAGAUACUGACGGGAUCGUCUGCAGAGAGGAAACAAGGGGAUGUACACUGUUGGCGUGCGUGUGUGUGCGCGUGUGCAUGUGUGUGUGUUAGCGUGUUAAAUGGGCAACUUGUAAACACAUUCCUUGGGACAAAGCUCUUUCAGCCUGUUCUUUGGGGAAAUGUACAAACGCUGUGUGAACUGGCAGUGACAAAAAAGGAAAAAAAAAAAAAGAAACUAGCAGAUGUGUCGGUUUUAACACGUGAAUGAGAGAACUGUCCGUAUCCGUGUGUGAUUGUUGUUCUAUUCAAAGAUGUCUGAAGCAACAGAGGAGACCAUCACAAGCGUCAUCUGACAGGUGGAGCUGCCAGGAGUCUUAGUGUUACAUGUGUUGCAGUUGAACUCGCCGGGGCGGCCGCUCUGCUUGAGGAGCUGCCUCACCGACUGUCAGCGGGGGAAAAUAAAAACACAAAACGGCAACAAAAGUGAACACAAACAUUGUAGCCAAAACGAAAAUCGUCUCAAUCUCCAAGAGUCACAACUCAAGCUGAACUGUGAAAGUGGUAUAACACUGUAUAUUAAAAAAGAAAAAAAAAAAAGAAAACAAUCUUGCUCUAUCUCCUCUUGUUGUUUUCUCCCUCUGUUUAAUUUAUGAUCUGGUUUGAAAAUCAGAUUUGUUGCAGGUGUUUUAUUUUUUCAGUUCAUGUAAACUGCCUGGCAAAAAAGAAAACAGACAGAAAAAACCUUAAAGGGAUUGUGUAUUUGUUUGAUUCACUUAGAAUUUUAUUUUCUUAUAACUUAAGUGCAAUAAAAUGUGGGUUUUUCUUUUUUCAUUUCAAGCAUAUCAGUUGUCUGUUUUUGUUACCUGUGUGAAGGCAUCUUCUAUGUUUAAUAAAGCAAAUUAUUUGGUUAA
This is a messenger RNA of Sphaeramia orbicularis (orbiculate cardinalfish), 5489 nucleotides long. It is a transcript of the gene fbxw7, whose product is annotated as F-box and WD repeat domain containing 7. NCBI's taxonomy places the organism in Eukaryota, Metazoa, Chordata, Actinopteri, Kurtiformes, Apogonidae. The coding region runs from base 763 to 3111 and encodes 782 amino acids. Gene Ontology annotation, biological process: proteasome-mediated ubiquitin-dependent protein catabolic process; ubiquitin recycling. The record is from RefSeq and is a predicted model, not a curated record. Gene Ontology annotation, cellular component: nucleus; cytoplasm. The transcript has 15 exons. Gene Ontology annotation, molecular function: ubiquitin binding.